Molecule: messenger RNA, 2427 nt
Organism: Hemisphaericaspora subhashii
Lineage: Eukaryota; Fungi; Ascomycota; Pichiomycetes; Serinales; Debaryomycetaceae
Exons: 1
Coding region: 1-2427 (808 amino acids)
Biological process (GO): cellular response to nitrosative stress; nitric oxide catabolic process
Cellular component (GO): intracellular anatomical structure
Molecular function (GO): FAD binding; nitric oxide dioxygenase [NAD(P)H] activity; oxygen binding
Source: RefSeq, a predicted model, not a curated record
AUGCCACAAAUAAAUCUUGCAUUAAAACCCCAAGAGGUGACAAAAAUUCAAGUAGCUUGGAAGAUUAUCAAUCCAAAAAUGGGGUUUUAUACUUCCUUGUAUUCCAAUUUAAUAUUAGCAGAUAGCAAAAUCUUGAAAGUAUUUAAGAACUCAGGCAUGCCAAUUGGGGAACAUCCUCGAUUGUUUGGUGAAUUGUUUGGAUUUAUUGUUGAUAAUAUUGAUCAUGAGUUAUUGGUUAAAGAAUUUGUUGAACAUUUUAUCAAGGAGAAUAUUAAAUUUGCAAAAAUAUCUUGUGAAUAUUUAGAACCUUUAGGUGGUUCCUUUGUAAGAACUUUGAGGAAAUAUUUGGAAGGUGAAUGUACUAAAGAGUUGGAAAUGUUGUGGAUUAGAAUAUAUGUGUAUGUUGCUAAUUCUCUUUUGAGUUUGAGUGAUGAUGAUACCGAAGACAACAAUGAGAAGGAUGAUGCUUACAGCAAGUCACAAAUUAACGUACCUGAACGUCGUGCUUCCAAUGAAAAUAAUCAACCACCUUGUCCCACUACCCCAAAGCAGCCACAUCAUGCUAGGGAAGAAAAUGACUCCGCUUCAAUUGAUGAAAUCGAACCCUUACAAAUCAAACGGAAAUCUCCUUCACCAACACAACAAUCUGAACCCUCAACAACUCCUCCAUCACCAGGUUCUCCAGCUAAGUUGCUGUUUCAUCUAGAUAAGAAUCCUAAAUAUAAGGGAUUCAGAAGAUCGGUUGAAAUUGCAACUAAACCAAUCUCAAUUGAUAUCCCAACCUCACCCAAUUUUGUCAAUGUACAUACAAGAGAAGAAGAACCCCCAAAAUCAACUUCAACUAGCCCCAGAAGAACAUUUGAUCCAAGAAGAAGAAGAUCAGCUACUGUUCUGGAAUCAGAACAACAAAUUUCCGAAACCGACGCCUUUGUUUCCCCACCAUCAUUUGCAACUCCAGUUUCAAGUAGUGAGUCGCUUAACAAAGAUGCUGGUCCACCAUUUGUUGAAAGAAGUUCAUUGUUGCAAAAGCUUCAUAAUAAAUUACAAGCACAACAAGAACAAGAAGAUGACGGGGAUGAAUCUGAAGAAGAUGAAAUUGAAGCUAAGAAUGGCGUAUUUGCCCCAGAUAGAUCUACCUAUGUCACAGUACCACAAUCCCCAUCUCCAAUUGGUUUCCCCCAUGAUUUGAAACAAUUAGCACCAAUUUCAGAAAAUGCCGAUGAAUGCGAACAUGGUCCAAGAAAUUCAACAUGUAGUGGAAGUGGAUGCACCAGUGAUUCAAGUUCUUUAUCAUUAAAUAAUGAUCAUAAAUCAUUCAUGUCUGAAUCUCCAGAAGCAUCACCUCUUUUGGCAUUACAACAUAUUUCCGAAAAGGCGUUGAGUUUGGUUCAAGCUAGUCAACAAAUAUCUGCUGAAUUGAUGGAACCUUCUCCUGGAUAUAAGAAAAAUAAGGGAUAUACUUAUUCUCCACCACGCAAGAGAAUUUUUGAUGCACCGGUUGCUAAUAUGCCAAAAUCUUCUUCAAGGCCAAUGUCAUCAUCGUCGCUUGAUUAUGGGAAGAGGUGUGAACUGGAUGAACAUCUUCCUUCUCCUAAUCUUAAUAGUUAUGGAAAUUCUUUUGAAGAUGUAAAUAGGGUUAAUCAGCAUAGUGGGAAGAAGUCUGGUGAUUCAUUUAGUAUUUUUGGAUCUGAAGACGAUUUAGCCAUGCAAUAUAUGAAUUCCUUCUCAAGCGAUUCCAGUUCUGUUAAGGAAGAAAAUAAGAAGAAGCAAUCAGGGAAAGUUAAAAGUAAGCUUAGUGGUAUAUUUAGUCAUCAUCAGAAAUCCAAAGAUAAACCAACCAGAAAGGACAGUAUGUCAUCCAAGAAAUCAAAAUCCACAACUACUACAACAACCACACCAAGACUUUCACACAAGAAAUCCAUGGCUUCAUCAAUAAUAUCCAGACGUCACAAUGAUCCUUCCAAUUCCCCCGUCGGUUCCGAUCAAGCAUCCACCAUCAAUUCAUUCCAAACAGCAUAUGCUUCCUCUCUGUUAUCAAUCACCGAUUCCCCCAAGUCAACCACCAAUAGAGCAUCAACCCCCUUCACACAAUAUCAAAGCUAUAGAUUUCCAUCAUAUUCCCAAACCGACCUCACAUCAAUCUCGUCCGCUUCCACUGCACAUACCACAAAAGUAAACAACAACAAUCUCAAUCCAUAUAUGUCAAGAUCGGUUUAUUCUCAACUGAGAGCACCUAGUAGUUUUAUCGAAGGUGGUGAUUGUAAGACGAUUGUGAGUAAUGAGACCAAGGGGUCAAAUAGGUCGGGAUUAUCGUUUUGGAAGAGGAAAUCGAAUAAAGAGGUUGAAUUUGUGCCUCCGCCUACUAGACAUAGUAGAAAGGGGAAUAAAUAUGUGAUUAAGCGGACUCCGUUUAAUAUUUUUGCUUAG